GUCGUCGGUCUUUUCGUGAGACUUUUAUUUUCUGGCUGGUUCAUUAAACUUCCUUCCUCACCGUGGAUCAUUGUUCUUCUUCUUUUCCCCCUGUUUCUUCUUCCCUUUGUUGCCACAUCCACAGGUUUGGCUGGUGUUUCACUGACAAAACUCCCCUGGAGAAGAAUACCGGAAGCCUCGGCUUUCUUUCACUUUAUCUGUAACCGUCCAUUGCCUGGUUUUUGAUGGGAUUUGAGUUAAUUUCCUGACCUGACCUCAUCCCUUCUUUCCAUUCUGGUGACUCCUCUCUGCCCGAGGCUCGGCCUUGACCUUACGGAUUGUUAAUCCAAGUGGUCACGCGACCAUAAUCUUUUUAAGACAUCAGUCUUUGAGUCUUAUUGCCGUGUGCAAAGCCUACCUAGGUCCUUCUAGACAGCAGUGUUGGACUAAGCAGACUAGACAUCUUGUUCUUCUGGUAUUCGUGUUAGACGUCAGCAUUGUCGGAUCAAUUACUGUGAUUCUAUACUCAUUCUAGUCAUCAUGCUUCCACCGGUUCCAGCACUAGCGGACUACGGCAUUUCGCCAGACCAUGGAUUUCUUCCGCCUGAGCCACCCCUUGAUGUCCUACCAGACCCCUAUUAUGCUCGGUGGGAGUGGAUGGUUUCGAAUCUACAAUCGCUAUUGCUGAGUAGGAGGAUUCGGGACGUUGUGGACCAGAUGCCUAUCUUAUCCACGUCCUACCUUCAGUCAGAAGGUGAGUGGAGAAGGGCCUAUGUUGUCCUAGGAUUCAUCCUGCACGGAUAUGUCUGGGGAGGAAGCAAACCAUCUGAAAAAGUGCCUCCUCAAAUCACCGUUCCCCUGCUAGAGGCUUGCAAGCAUUUGGAACUUCCUCCGGUUGCUACAUAUGCCGGAGUGUGUCUGUGGAACUACAAGUCUAUAUUCCCUGAGGAAGCUGCGGAAGACCUCAGUAACCUGAGUUGUCUGAACACCUUCACAGGCUCGUUGGAUGAACAAUGGUUCUACCUCAUUUCUGUUGCCAUCGAGGCUCGUGGAGCGCCAUCUCUAUCGCUGGCGCUGCAAGCAAUUUCUGCAGCCCGAGCUGGAAACAGCCUGGUGGUGACGGAAUCCCUACAGAGGCUCGCCGAAGUCAUAGAUGAAGUAGGAGCGCUGCUAGAACGGAUGUACGAGAACUGUGAUCCAUAUGUGUUCUACCACCGGAUUCGGCCAUACCUUGCUGGUAGCAAGAACAUGGCCGAUGCGGGACUUCCUCAUGGUCUGCUGUAUGACGACGGGAGCACAAAACCCGAGUAUCGUCAAUAUGGAGGUGGCAGUAAUGCUCAGAGCUCCUUGAUUCAAUUUUGGGACAUUGCUCUGGGUGUAGAGCACCGACCCACUGGGGAAACCCGUUCUGAAACCGACAAAGAUGACAAAGAAGGAGUUACGGGAGCACCCCGCCACGGAUUCAUCCACGAGAUGCGGUCGUAUAUGCCAGGGCCUCACCGUCGUUUCCUGGAACAUGUAUCCGCAGUGGCCAAUAUUCGGGAGUAUGUGGAGGCUCGUCGCUCGGACAAAGCAUUAUGCAUUGCAUAUGACGCUUGUCUUUCUAUGCUGCGAACCUUGCGGGACAAGCACAUCCAGAUGGUGUCCCGCUACAUCAUCAUUCCAUCCCGCGAUGCCAAGGGCCGGGCACCCCGGUCGUCCAGUCCAUGCAGGCAUGCUUCUACGACAAACUUAGCGAACACUCGCAUCGGCGAUGGAAAGAAUAAGAAGCUACGAGGAACGGGAGGUACCGCCCUGAUUCCCUUCCUCAAACAGGCACGAGAUGAGACUGGUGAGCCAGCCAUCGAUGCGUGGGCUCGGCGUCUUCUGAGUAAUGCACCCACCGAAGCCAGCUUUGCAGCCCUGAGCAAAGUCGGCGAACAUCCCGACGGCCAUCUACAAGUUGUCGGGUUGUCAGGGACCUGGGCAGCAGACGAUAGUGAAGGAGGCAUUUGCCACUGGUAAUCAACGAGGAGGGUAUUCGUUCGGCAUGGACUUGUGUGUUUUUAGCGAAUUGCGUGUUUGAUAUUUUAGCGGUUUUAAUCAUUACUGCAGAUGCAGUUUGCCUAGUCUAAAAGAGCUCAUGGGGACCGUCAUUCAACAGUUUACCUGAUGAGCCAAUGACAUCAAUCCACCCUCUACAGAUGUGAUGAUACCAUUGUGAAUAGAGCUUAUAGCUUGUGACCUACUUCCUCCCUUACAUGUUUAUGAGUGUCCGUUUGUCCGCUCCCAGCGAUGUUAAUUUUUCCAAUUGACUGCGAUUAAUAUGUCCAACUCGCAUCUGACUGCUGCAUAUACUCUCGCCUAACGCUGCUAAGGUACGGAUUUGGGAAAUCUAAUCACUUCCUUGAGGCAAUCUCACAUUGGUAUCUAACACUGCAUUGAAGUCUGUCAUUGCCA
Aspergillus caelatus is the source of this 2418-nucleotide messenger RNA. Its product is annotated as indoleamine 2,3-dioxygenase. Lineage: Eukaryota; Fungi; Ascomycota; Eurotiomycetes; Eurotiales; Aspergillaceae. The transcript has 3 exons. Bases 520 to 1983 code for a protein of 487 amino acids. Gene Ontology annotation, molecular function: heme binding; indoleamine 2,3-dioxygenase activity; metal ion binding. Gene Ontology annotation, biological process: 'de novo' NAD+ biosynthetic process from L-tryptophan. The record is from RefSeq and is a predicted model, not a curated record. Gene Ontology annotation, cellular component: cytoplasm.